AUGGUUACAUAUUCAGGCGAUUUUUUUAUGGAUCAAGUUGUUUGGCUCAGUGAAAAAAAUUUUGUUGCUGGUCUUGUGGCUGGAUUUUUUGGAGGUUUGGCGCUUGGCUGGCUAUUUAGCUCAUCGUUGUUUGUUAGUAACAAAGUGAAAGCUGUUUCAAAUGCAUUUGAUUCUACUAAAGAUGAUCGUGAUGAUGAAAGAAGUUUCGAACCAGGUUGUUCCGAUACUGAAGGAGAAUAUAAAAUGGUACUCGUCGUAAGAAAUGAUCUUAAAAUGGGAAAAGGAAAAGUUGCAGCACAAUGUUCUCAUGCAACAUUGGGUUGUUUUCAAAAAGCGUGCGAACAAAAACCUGAUUCUGUGGAUACAUGGUUUACUUGUGGUCAAGCAAAAGUUGUCUGUAAAUGCGAAUCAGCUGAUGAUUUAGAACAAUUACGACUUCAAGCUAAACGUAAAGGUCUAACAACUUGUCUGAUACGAGAUGCAGGUCGAACGCAAAUUGAACCCGGUAGUAAGACAGUACUUGGUAUUGGUCCUGCACCUUCAAGACUGAUCAAUGAAAUCACUCGUCAUUUAAAGUUAUAUUGA
Messenger RNA from Rotaria socialis, 585 nucleotides. The record is from the annotation of a GenBank genome assembly. NCBI's taxonomy places the organism in Eukaryota, Metazoa, Rotifera, Eurotatoria, Philodinida, Philodinidae.